Aphanomyces invadans is the source of this 1479-nucleotide messenger RNA. RefSeq lists its product as hypothetical. Gene Ontology annotation, molecular function: glycosyltransferase activity. The coding region runs from base 29 to 1228 and encodes 399 amino acids. Lineage: Eukaryota; Oomycota; Saprolegniomycetes; Saprolegniales; Verrucalvaceae. The transcript has 9 exons. The record is from RefSeq and is a predicted model, not a curated record.
CGGAUUAUUUGCCAUUUUGCCGAAAGGAAUGCGCGCCGCCAGUGUUGUCCUUGCGCUGCGUGUGCUGUUUCCACUAGCUCGUGUGGCAGCGGACAACGAAGCGCCGGGUGCUGUCCUGCAAUGGUAUGCCCCGUUUCUUAGUGGCGGAGGGUAUUGCUCCGAGGCCAUCUCGUUCGCCGGAGCCCUUGCACAGAUCAAUUCGCCAUUGUUUUCGCUGCACAUCACGCAACAUGGCGAUUCAGUUAACCCGACAUUCUCAAAGUCGUUGCCCACCAAGACGCAGGAGCUUUUCAAAUCGCAUUGGUUCACGCCGCCGACCGCGUCGCCGCCAACGAUCGCCAUCUGCCAUUCCGAGCCCGGGGCAUGGAACCCACCUCGAUACCAGACAACGUUGUGUCCUCCAAAAGGCACCGAGUACGCCAUUGGUCGCACGAUGUUUGAGACCGAUCGGUUGCCGUCUGGCUGGGCCGAGCGCAUGAACGACAUCAUGGACGAGAUUUGGGUGCCCACCACAUUUGCCAAAACGAUCUUUGAAGCCGCGGGCGUGCCAGCGUCCAAAGUCACGGUCGUCCCUGAAGCUGUCGACGUCGCAUUCUUCAAUCCCGAUAACGUCGCACCGCUUCCCAUCGACGGCGUCUCAAGCACCACGACUGUGUUCUUGUCUAUCUUCAAAUGGGAAGAACGAAAGGGAUGGAAAACGCUGCUCAAGGCGUACUUCGCCGAGUUCUCCAGGACCGACGACGACGUCGUACUGGUGUUGCUCACGAACGCGUACCAUAGCUCCAGCGACUUCGCAAGUUUGGUCGAGCGCUUUGCGUUGGAUACGUUUGCAGGACGAUCGUUGGAAGAAUUGCCGCGCAUCCACAUCCUCCCACCGCAUCUGGCCCAGGAGGACCUCCCGGCGUUGUACAAGGCUGCGACAGCUUUCGUCCUUCCGUCUCGAGGGGAAGGGUGGGGCCGACCGCAUGUGGAGGCCAUGGCAAUGUCACUUCCUGUUAUUGCAACGUUCUGGAGUGGGCCCACCGAGUACAUGACCCAAGAAAACUCGUACCCACUCGACAUCGAAGGCUUGGUUCCAGUUAUGCCCCCAUCAUCGUGGAUGAUGGCAAAACUUGAUCACACGGUCGGGUUUGUAGGUAGAGUCGGGGGCAUUCAAAGGACAUCUUUGGGCCGAGCCAUCCGUCACACACCUUCAGCAACUCAUGCGGCGUGUCGUCCAUCAUCCUGACGAGGCAAAGGCGAAAGGACGCCAAGCAAGACAUGACAUGAUCCGCCGUUAUGCACCUUCAGUUGUAGGGGCCAUGGUCGUCGAUGCGAUCGCCGACAUCUUGGCAUCCCUCGAUGCCCGCCUCGACGAGCUGUAGGUAGAUGUGGGAAUGCGGUCUUGCGGAAGAUUUGGAAUCAGCCAAUCACAUUGCGCAAUGUUUUUACACGGUAUUUUAAAGUACCCUAAACAAGUCAGAACUUCAUGUGCCGCCA